Messenger RNA from Lycium ferocissimum, 423 nucleotides. RefSeq lists its product as uncharacterized. Lineage: Eukaryota; Viridiplantae; Streptophyta; Magnoliopsida; Solanales; Solanaceae. Gene Ontology annotation, molecular function: zinc ion binding. The coding region runs from base 1 to 423 and encodes 140 amino acids. The transcript has a single exon. The record is from RefSeq and is a predicted model, not a curated record.
AUGACUAACAAGAAUCUGGGAAAUAAGUUAUUGGUCCAUCGAAUAGAUGAAGACACAUUCACCAUUACCGGGGAAAGUGGGGUCUCAAUGGUUGAUCUACGAAGAAAAACAUGUUCGUGUCGAAAGUUUGACUUGGACAAAAUACAUUGUUCACAUGCUAUGGCAACGCUUACAAGUAAAUUCGGAGAUGAAUGUGGAAAGAUGAUUUAUGAGUACUCUUCUUCGUAUUAUAAGGUAGAAUCAUACGUGCUUGCAUAUGCCAACCUAAUCUUUCCAGUGCCAGCUGAAGAAUUUUGGAACCCUCCUCCGGAGAUUUUACAGAGACGCAUACCUCCACCUGAAAAGAAAAACCAAUCGGGGAAGGAAACGGAUGAAGCGGGUACCUGGAGUUGCGGAAGGAUUUUCAAAGAAGAAGUUCAAUAA